GAAAUUUCGCUUUCGUUCACUCGCGGUUAUUAGUCGGCCGCGCGCGCUCCGGCAAGCAUGUGUUUCGUGUGACGCUCCAGUACUCUCGCGGCGCACGUUCGAUUUCGUUAGUCGAUCGUGGUGCAGCAUGGCUCCGCGAAGACAAGGCGCGACUGGUGAACGGGAGACAGAAGAAAGUCACGGGUGCUGCGUACCUAGCGAAUGCCUACGCCCCCGGGAAUCCGUACGCAUUGAAGACGCUGUUCGCGUGCUUUGCAGCAACGACACGUGCCCUGCCGGCCGGCAUAUGCACAGAGAAUGUUUCGAUCAAUGGGAAGCAGGCGUCCUGGCUUACCUCAAGUCCUGUGGCCGAGCUCGAUCGUGGUCUGAGAGGCAAAGGCAUCAGAAUCUAUGGACCAAGAAGGGUUACGACUUGGCAUUCAAAGCUUGCGGUUGCCGGUGCGGGCGUGGACACUUGAAGAAAGAUCUUGAUUGGUCUCCGCCUGGCUCGGCAAUACGGGCAGAAGAAGAUAAAAAGAAACGUAGGCGGGCAAGAUCGAGCCGUACACCAGCUGCUAUCGAUGUUCGCUCGAGGGCCUUCAGCUUGUCCAGCUCUGGCUCCUGCUCACCGCCUUCCGCACCUUCGGAGCCAUCCACGAGCCCUACUCACGCUCCGCCUAACCCGUUGACACCCGCAAAGAGAAAUUCUAAACAUGAAAUCGUAUCCGACAGGAUCAGGGCUGGUGCUGGCGCGAAUGGUAUAUUUUCUAGAAGACUGGACUUUUCUACUUUCAACCUUUUGCCGAAGCAUAAAGUCAACUCAUAUCAGAUUAAGAUUGAAGACGAAGGUAACCAUGGCAACGAUGACACAAGGCUUUUCAUCUUGUCCACGCUAGCUGGGCAGCACAAACCUAAGGUGUCUUGUGCCCUCUGCAAAGAGACUUUGCACGUGUUUGACCGGUACCCCUUGGUCGAUGGAACUUUCUUCCUUAGUCCACGACAGCAUACCAGCAGCGCUGUAGAGGUGAAAGUGGAAGGUCGAACGCAGUACCUGACCUGCGUCUGCAUGGGCUGUCUGGAGAGAUGUGACCCCGAGCGCACUAUUCGCUGCCGUUUUUGUGGACAAAAGUGGGACGGCUCCUCACUGGUACUCGGCACCAUGUACUCCUAUGACAUAUUCAUGGCCACGCCGUGCUGCGCUGAACGAUUGAAGUGCAACAACUGCUACAAGCCACUUCUGCACCCGAACCAGCGCCUGAACUACUCCGACUACUCUCACCCGGUGACGUGCCCGCACUGCCGCGUGCUAGACACGCACUUCGUCAAGCCGCUGACCUACUGCUUCACAAAACGGGUUUUCCCGCUAUUCCAGCAGUGGCCAUAACAAACGGCGGUGCCGGGGCCCAGCCCCGGCACCCCCCCGGACACUUGGGGCCUCGCGCCGUCGCCCCCGCGACGCGCUUCG
Messenger RNA from Pieris napi, 1444 nucleotides. RefSeq names its product headcase protein (gene heca). Lineage: Eukaryota; Metazoa; Arthropoda; Insecta; Lepidoptera; Pieridae. The coding region runs from base 128 to 1363 and encodes 411 amino acids. The transcript is spliced from 5 exons. The record is from RefSeq and is a predicted model, not a curated record.